CAUUGGGGGUCAGGUGGGCAGAGGAUGCCCGAAAUCCUCUCCUAAGACAGGAAAACCCUCUAACAGUCUCCAGUGUUCUCCAGUGCUGAAGGCAGUUGGCAAAACUGUUGAGAAAGUAGGCACUCUUCUUGGACCUACUUCCAUUUUUUCCUUACACUUGGCUUUUUAGUAGAGGGGCCCAAGCAGGGAAAAGUAGAAUGGGGGCUGGAGCGAGCAGUGAGGAGAAACACUCCAGGGAGCUGGAGAAGAAGCUGAAGGAGGAUGCCGACAUGGAUGCGAGAACUGUCAAGCUGCUACUGCUAGGUGCUGGAGAAUCAGGCAAAAGCACUAUCGUCAAACAGAUGAAAAUUAUCCACAAAGACGGUUACUCGCUUGAAGAAUGCUUGGAGUUCAUUGUCAUCAUCUACAGCAACACCCUGCAGUCCAUGAUGGCCAUUGUGAAGGCCAUGAACACACUUAAUAUUAACUUUGGCCACUCUGAUCAGCAGGACGAUGCCAGGAAGCUCAUGCAUCUUGCAGACACCAUUGAGGAAGGCUCCAUGCCCAAAGAGUUAGCGGACAUUAUUCUGCGCCUGUGGAAGGACUCUGGCAUACAGGCGUGCUUUGACAGAGCCUCAGAGUAUCAGCUCAAUGACUCUGCUGGAUACUACCUGAAUGAUUUGGAGCGCCUGGUCCAACCAGGCUUCGUGCCCACUGAGCAGGAUGUGCUGCGAUCAAGAGUGAAGACCACUGGUAUCAUCGAGACCACGUUUUCCCUAAAAGAUCUGAAUUUCAGAAUGUUUGAUGUGGGGGGCCAGAGAUCAGAGAGGAAGAAGUGGAUCCACUGUUUUGAGGGGGUGACCUGUAUCAUCUUCAUUGCUGCUUUAAGCGCCUACGAUAUGGUGCUGGUGGAGGAUGAUGAAGUGAAUCGAAUGCACGAGAGUCUGCAUUUGUUCAACAGUAUCUGCAACCACCGCUAUUUUGCCGCAACCUCCAUUGUACUCUUCCUCAACAAGAAAGACGUGUUCACUGAGAAGAUCAAGAAAGCUCAUCUCAGCAUGUGCUUCCCUGAAUACGAUGGCCCCAAUACUUAUGAGGAUGCUGGUAACUACAUCAAACUGCAGUUUUUGGACCUGAACUUGCGGCGAGACAUAAAAGAAGUCUACUCUCACAUGACCUGUGCCACAGACACAGAGAACGUCAAGUUUGUGUUCGACGCCGUUACCGACAUCAUCAUCAAAGAAAACCUGAAAGAUUGUGGUCUCUUCUAAAAGCCAGGCUGAGAGAAGGUGAUGUUGGUGUUGGAGCCCUGUCACAUUCCACAAAUCCCCUCUGGAUUCAAACGGAGGACUGAAAAUGAAAACUGUUCUCUAAAACCAUCAAACACACACAAAAUCUAUUUACUGUGUUCAAAACUAAGUUGUAGCUUUGACAAACGACUGAGAUGAGAAGAUAGCUCUUCAGUCAGAAAAUCCUGUGCAUAUUUCAGAUGAGUGGAAUUUUUAUUUUUUAAUUUUGACUUUUCUCCUGAAAUCAAAAGCUUACAAGUUCUGCAUAAAAAUAUGGAUGUGAGAAGCUGUCAGCAAAUGCACCUUUGUUGCAAUACCUGGUCAGAAUACAGACAGAAAGCCCCUCCAGACGCAUAUUUUUCCUAAAAUAGUGGCUUUUAUGUACAGGAACUCUGCGGCACAAUUUAAGACACAAUUCAAACCUUAUUAUUCUUUUUUAAGUUAAGCUUUAGAACAUAUGACAUUGUAAUAGUUGGAAAGGGCUAGUGUACAUAAUUAAACCGUUUUCUAAUGGGAAGUUGAUGAAGUUUGGUGAAACCUUAUGGUUCUGUAACACUGCUAAAUGGAAGCCUAGCCGUCAUACACUUCGAACUUAAAAUCCUUGUCUAAAAGACCAAUGUUUGUAAACUCUAAAAGCUUCACAACGAAACCUAUUAAAGCUUCUGUAGAAAACUGAGUUGUUUUCCAUUUUUCAAAAAUAAAAACCAACACAGAAA
Messenger RNA from Eleginops maclovinus (Patagonian blennie), 1984 nucleotides. RefSeq names its product guanine nucleotide binding protein (G protein), alpha transducing activity polypeptide 1 (gene gnat1). Gene Ontology annotation, molecular function: G-protein beta/gamma-subunit complex binding; GTP binding; GTPase activity. Bases 198 to 1250 code for a protein of 350 amino acids. The transcript has 9 exons. The record is from RefSeq and is a predicted model, not a curated record. Gene Ontology annotation, cellular component: heterotrimeric G-protein complex. NCBI's taxonomy places the organism in Eukaryota, Metazoa, Chordata, Actinopteri, Perciformes, Eleginopidae. Gene Ontology annotation, biological process: adenylate cyclase-modulating G protein-coupled receptor signaling pathway.